This is a messenger RNA of Mus musculus (house mouse), 6459 nucleotides long. It is a transcript of the gene Tnfrsf11a, whose product is annotated as tumor necrosis factor receptor superfamily, member 11a, NFKB activator. Gene Ontology annotation, cellular component: membrane raft; cell surface; membrane. Gene Ontology annotation, molecular function: transmembrane signaling receptor activity; cytokine binding. The transcript is spliced from 10 exons. Bases 128 to 1879 code for a protein of 583 amino acids. Lineage: Eukaryota; Metazoa; Chordata; Mammalia; Rodentia; Muridae. Gene Ontology annotation, biological process: positive regulation of non-canonical NF-kappaB signal transduction; response to mechanical stimulus; response to insulin. The record is from RefSeq and is a predicted model, not a curated record.
CGCGCCAUGGCCCCGCGCGCCCGGCGGCGCCGCCAGCUGCCCGCGCCGCUGCUGGCGCUCUGCGUGCUGCUCGUUCCACUGCAGGUGACUCUCCAGGUCACUCCUCCAUGCACCCAGGAGAGGCAUUAUGAGCAUCUCGGACGGUGUUGCAGCAGAUGCGAACCAGGAAAGUACCUGUCCUCUAAGUGCACUCCUACCUCCGACAGUGUGUGUCUGCCCUGUGGCCCCGAUGAGUACUUGGACACCUGGAAUGAAGAAGAUAAAUGCUUGCUGCAUAAAGUCUGUGAUGCAGGCAAGGCCCUGGUGGCGGUGGAUCCUGGCAACCACACGGCCCCGCGUCGCUGUGCUUGCACGGCUGGCUACCACUGGAACUCAGACUGCGAGUGCUGCCGCAGGAACACGGAGUGUGCACCUGGCUUCGGAGCUCAGCAUCCCUCUCAACAAGGAUACGGUGUGCACACCCUGCCUCCUGGGCUUCUUCUCAGAUGUCUUUUCGUCCACAGACAAAUGCAAACCUUGGACCAACUGCACCCUCCUUGGAAAGCUAGAAGCACACCAGGGGACAACGGAAUCAGAUGUGGUCUGCAGCUCUUCCAUGACACUGAGGAGACCACCCAAGGAGGCCCAGGCUUACCUGCCCAGUCUCAUCGUUCUGCUCCUCUUCAUCUCUGUGGUAGUAGUGGCUGCCAUCAUCUUCGGCGUUUACUACAGGAAGGGAGGGAAAGCGCUGACAGCUAAUUUGUGGAAUUGGGUCAAUGAUGCUUGCAGUAGUCUAAGUGGAAAUAAGGAGUCCUCAGGGGACCGUUGUGCUGGUUCCCACUCGGCAACCUCCAGUCAGCAAGAAGUGUGUGAAGGUAUCUUACUAAUGACUCGGGAGGAGAAGAUGGUUCCAGAAGACGGUGCUGGAGUCUGUGGGCCUGUGUGUGCGGCAGGUGGGCCCUGGGCAGAAGUCAGAGAUUCUAGGACGUUCACACUGGUCAGCGAGGUUGAGACGCAAGGAGACCUCUCGAGGAAGAUUCCCACAGAGGAUGAGUACACGGACCGGCCCUCGCAGCCUUCGACUGGUUCACUGCUCCUAAUCCAGCAGGGAAGCAAAUCUAUACCCCCAUUCCAGGAGCCCCUGGAAGUGGGGGAGAACGACAGUUUAAGCCAGUGUUUCACCGGGACUGAAAGCACGGUGGAUUCUGAGGGCUGUGACUUCACUGAGCCUCCGAGCAGAACUGACUCUAUGCCCGUGUCCCCUGAAAAGCACCUGACAAAAGAAAUAGAAGGUGACAGUUGCCUCCCCUGGGUGGUCAGCUCCAACUCAACAGAUGGCUACACAGGCAGUGGGAACACUCCUGGGGAGGACCAUGAACCCUUUCCAGGGUCCCUGAAAUGUGGACCAUUGCCCCAGUGUGCCUACAGCAUGGGCUUUCCCAGUGAAGCAGCAGCCAGCAUGGCAGAGGCGGGAGUACGGCCCCAGGACAGGGCUGAUGAGAGGGGAGCCUCAGGGUCCGGGAGCUCCCCCAGUGACCAGCCACCUGCCUCUGGGAACGUGACUGGAAACAGUAACUCCACGUUCAUCUCUAGCGGGCAGGUGAUGAACUUCAAGGGUGACAUCAUCGUGGUGUAUGUCAGCCAGACCUCGCAGGAGGGCCCGGGUUCCGCAGAGCCCGAGUCGGAGCCCGUGGGCCGCCCUGUGCAGGAGGAGACGCUGGCACACAGAGACUCCUUUGCGGGCACCGCGCCGCGCUUCCCCGACGUCUGUGCCACCGGGGCUGGGCUGCAGGAGCAGGGGGCACCCCGGCAGAAGGACGGGACAUCGCGGCCGGUGCAGGAGCAGGGUGGGGCGCAGACUUCACUCCAUACCCAGGGGUCCGGACAAUGUGCAGAAUGACCUCACCUUCUCUGUCUGCCCUGGGUGCAGGGCACCAGUGCCUUUCCAAAAACAUGGUGUAGCUAGCCACUGUGCACCUCCUCACUGGUGCAGGCUGCUGGCAUGGUGAUGGAGCCCACCUCUCACUUCCUCCAGUGCCCCUCUCCUCUGCCUCCUACCACCUGGCAUCAUUCAGUUUGGCCUUUUUUUGCAACGUUGGUGUCCUGCAUUAUUGAGAUCUGUAUCACCCCACCCCCAUAUUUAUUAUUCACUUGCUUUUGUAGUGUUUUCUGAUACUCUCUCUCUCUGUCUCUGUCUCUCUCUCUCUCUCUCUCUCUCUCUCUCUCUCUCUCUCUCUCUAUAUAUAUAUAUAUAUAUAUAUAUAUAUAUAUAUAUAUCUCAGGUUUUUUUUCCAAAGAGUGAAAGGGAUGCACGGCCACUACCACUAAGGCUUUGAGUUUGUGUGGAUCCUUGAGAGCUAAGUUCAGGUGACCUUGUCCCCUGCCUGGUUUUGGUUUUGUUUCAUUUUUUGUUUUUUAGUCUUUUUUUUUUCCUACAGUGGCAGGUACUUGGCCACUAAAUCUCAAAAAAAAAAAAUCAUACCUUUUGUGGUUUUGGCAUCCUUAUUUUUUUUAAACUAUUGGCUGUCUAGAAAAGAUGGAGGGAGUAAAUAGGACGUCAGGCCAAAGGACAAAAUGAAGGUGCCAGGGAAAUUCAAGAAAGAAUGAAUAGAGUUGACAUGUCAAUUUGCUUUUUCUCUUCCUCCAUUAGAAUGUCAGAAACACACUUAGGCAGUAGGCCCUCUUUCCUUCCAAAGUGUUUGUGCAUGAGUAAUUUAGCCUAUGGAAGUAAAAACAUUCUUCUGUGUGUGUCUGUGUGUGUGUGUCUGUGUGUGUGUGUCUGUGUUCAUGUGUGUGUGUGUCUGUAUGUGUGUGUCUGUGUGUGUGUGGAUGUGUGUGUCUGUGUGUGUGUGUGUCUGUGUGUGUGUAUGUGUGUGUCUGUGUGUGUGUGGAUGUGUGUGUCUGUGUGUGUGUGGAUGUGUGUGUCUGUGUGUGUAUGGAUGUGUGUGUCUGUGUGUGUGUGUUGCUCCCACAUUUAAAUGACAAACCAGGAGAUCUAAAGAGAUGCCUCACAGUUAAGAAGAAGAGUUUGGGUUCAGUACCCAGUACCCCACUGUUCAGUCCACAACUCCAUGUAACUCCAGCUCCAUGGGAUUCCAUGGCCACACACACACACACACACACACACACACACACACACAAUUACAAAUCAAAUCUCAUGAGGUAAAUGUAAGGAAAUCAAUUGUCCUAUGGGUGAUUUUCUUUUGGUGGGUCCUUAUACAAGAAAGCAGUUUAAAACUGAAAGAGGCCACAGGCAUAGUUAUCACGAGCACUGGUUCUUGGAUAAUGGAGAUAAAGCUAACCACUUAAGUGAACUACAAGCAGUUUUGUAAUUGUUGGGGUCCAGGAGUCACCUCACAAACCAUUCAAACACCCACCUCAGACAGGGAUGGCUUAUUUAGCAUACACCACAGGUCUAACCAAUCAGGGCCACAAUUCAGGCUCAGAAGCUGAACCAUGACAUUGAGUUAAGAUCCUACAGGGUUUUCAAGCAUAAAGUCCACAAACAUCUGUGCCAAGUUAUUUCACCAAUCAGGAUUUAGAGAUAGGGGAUUUUCUUACAAACAUGUCUUUGUUGUACACUUAUCCUGUUCUCAUUGGUUGGGGUAUUCAGUUGUGGCAGGGGACUUUAACAUGCAUGCCUUAACUUGUCUACCAGGACGUCAGUUACCCAUAUACAUGCCUCUUUCUGCCAAGUAGGAUGACAGUUCUCUCUCUCUCUUUUUUUUUUCUUGUUUUUUUUUCUUUUACCUUUCUCAAACCCUUGUGUUGAGGGCAGGAUGACAAUUCUCGGUGAGGUCUUGGGAACUUAAAACUUUACCUGACCCUACACAAAAUGAAAGUCUUAUUCCAAAUAGCUUCUUAUAUUGGUGUCUCUCUUAUGUUGGGGUCCAUCCCAUAGGCAGCUUAUAAAACCAAAUAGCAUAAAAGCUUAUAUUACAGGUGCAGGAAGUGCUGCUGGGUAGUUGGUUCGGGGCUAAGCUUAUUGUGGGUCACUAUACAAAACAAUUCUACUGACUUCUAUCAUGAUUUUUUUUUUUUUUACAAAGGCACAGAACAUAACAAUAUGCAACCAGUUUGGGCAUGAGAAAGUUUCCUAGUAACAGCAUAUGAGAAAGUCUCUUUAUAACAUUAGUAACGGCAUAAAAUGGUGGGCUACCCAGGUGACAAGUACCUAGGCCUUAACAUUCCAUCUAGGCCUUAAUAUUUUAUCUAGACCUUAACAGUAAUCCGGCAGGUAUCUAGACCUUAACAGUAAGUUAAACAUGCUAAGAAUGAUCACUGUGCAGCCGCAAGUAUCCAGCUGAGCAGAAGCCCAUCUCUCCCUGGUUUCCUCCUGACUGAAGUUCUCCUGUGGUUGUAGCAGUUGAUUCUGAUUUUUAACACAAAAUUGGUGAAUAGCUCUGUAAUGUAUGGGCUCCUAUGCUAACAUAAAGAACUUCAGGAAAUAAGCCCAGGGCCAGAAUGAUGCAAUGAUAGAAAUUUUGUUAGUACUUUUCCAAAGAGAGAUGUUACUAAAUUCAGCAAAGCCAUUAUACCUUUUUCGUACGGAAUGUAUUGUAUUAAAUAAACUCCAUAAAGUAGGAUGUGGAGCUCAAACCCCACACCCAGGACUAUCAUCAUCUCUCCAUGCCUACUUCUUUUUUGCUGUACUUCCCUUUUCUCCAUACAAAGUCAAUAAUGACAGCUCAACACCAUUUCCCGACCCAGAGAUAUCAGAAGAUGCUUUGGUGGGUGUUAAAGUACCGUAAUUCCUAAAAUCAAAAGUGCUAAGAGCAUUAAGAAUCUACUUUCAGAGAGAAAACGAAAGGUAUUAAGGUUCCUCACACUGAUCCCGACUGAGGUUAUAUUGGUUCAAAGCCAACGAAACCUUAGGAAACACGUAACAAAGAUAUAUAGUUGCAUGUGUGUAGUUGAAAUGUUUAUGACAAAUAUAAACAAUAUAAAGAAAAUACAAUAAAAGUUACUCCAAUGUCAUGGUAAAGAGAUUAUUAAAACUUUAUUUUUCCAUAAAAUAUUUUUAUGUCCGGUUAAAGCUUAUUACAAAAAUUGUAAUCCAACCAGGCAUGAUGGCACAAUCCUUUAAUCCCAACACUAGGGAGGCAGAAGCGGGAGGCAGAAUUAAUCUCUAUUAAUUCAAGGCCAAUCUGGUCUACAUCUCAAAUUACAGGACAGCCAGGGCUAUAAUAGAGAGAUCCUAUUUUAAAACAAAACAAAAUUAUGACCCAAAUUAUCGCUGAUCCUUAUAGUGUGCUAUGAUGUUGAAUAUUAGUUUAUUGUAUCUUAUUGACAAUGUAUCUUCUAUUGCUAUCAUAAGGUAAGGCAAUUAUUUAAAAUAUUAUUUGACAAGGGCUGGCGUGAUGGCUCAGCAGUUUAGAACACACACUGCUCACAGAGGACCAGAGUUCAGUUCCUAGCACCUCCAUUAGUUUACAGCCACCUGUAACUCCAGCCCCUGAGAGAGCCAAUGCCUUUUGCUUCUGAAGGCACCUGCACUCAUAUACACACAGACAGGUGUGUAUACAAUGGAAAAUAAAGUAGUAAGCUUUAAAAAGGACAAAAAUUUAUAGUCUGGUCAUUAAGCAGCAAAGUUGAAACAGAAGUGGCAUGUGAUGUUUUCUGCCCGCAUGUGACCCAGCUAGUAAAAUAGAGAAAUACUUUUGACCUAUGAGUGUAGACUAGUUUGAAUGUGACAUGUGGAACCUUCAGGUGUCAGGGAAAGGAAUUCUGCUGUGUAACAAAACACUCCAAAUUCAGUGGCUUAAAAUAACCACCUACUUAGCUCAGAUUCUGUGGGUUGGCUGUUCUAAGGUGACUGCUAUGCCUGUAUUCAGCCGAGCUGGCUCGCUCACUGGCAGCGAGGAGGCUUGUCCACUAAGCAGCUCUUCGGGCUGUUCUAAGUGAGCUCUUCCACCUGCUCAUCCCAUGCCCCAUCCUUCCAGCAUCCAAGCUGGGUAGCUCCCCUUGUGGUUCAGAGUCCUUGGGAGAGCAGAAUAAAUCCUCCAUGAUUCUUGGCUCAGGGUCAGGUUCUGACUUGCAGAUGAAUUGUGCAACAUUCACGGGCCACAAGAAGUCACCAGGCCAGGCCAGAGUCACAGGACAUCGGACCCGUCCCUGCUUCUGGUAUGGAAAGACGUUUCCAAGUGGCAUGAGGUGUGACAUGGGGGGAGACUGGAGCCACCUUUGCUUUCUACCACCGGGGCAUGGUGAGAAAAAGUGUUGAAGAGAAGAGUAUGGGGGUGGGGUAAUUUGAGAAAUGUGCAUUUUCAAUCCCUGGUAAGAGAGGAGCUCCUGGUGACUGGAUCCCUUUGAUACCCAGGACUAUGAAUCGAUUCCUACAACGGUGAGAUGCUAAAUUUGUAUUUAGGCAUCAAAAUCCCAAAGUAAAUGAAAAAGAUUUGGGAACUGGGUCCACAGUAUACCUGCCCCCCUCCACUGGCACAGAAAACAACCCAACAACAAUAAAAGGCAAAAACUGAA